AUGCUUAUACAUGCUCUUCACUGCCUUCACCCCUCUUGGGAAGAACUACAAAAUCGGUUUACAGAAUAUGAUAAUGCAAAGCUAAAGAGCGUAGCAAACACUCAAUGGCAUAGCAACCACAGCAACCUGAGCGGUGUGAGCCCUGGGGAGAGAUCUCCGUUUGAAGGGUCUUGCUGUGGGAGCAGUUACAACAACAUCAGCUCGGAGGGAAGUGUGGAGGAGAUCACCAAGUAUCGAGUUGUCUUGCUGGGAGACGCUGGCGUGGGCAAGACUGCACUCGUUUCACAGUUCAUGACCUCGGAGUACAUGAACACAUAUGACGCUUCCCUAGAUGACGAGUUCGGAGAGAAGACGGUCUCAGUUCUGCUUGACGGAGAGGAAUCCGAGAUGAUCUUUAUCGACCAUCCCAGUGUGGAGAUGUCGGUUGAAAAUUCUUUGUCGACGUACGAGCCUCACGCAUGCGUCGUAGUCUACUCCAUUGUGGACCGCAACACUUUCAAAGUAGGGGAAGAUAUCCUCAACUACUUGUGGCGUGAGAACUACAUACAAGAGAAAUCUGUAAUUCUUGUUGGCAACAAGGCCGAUCUUGCCAGGUCUCGUGUCAUCCCAAUAAAUGUGAACAACCUUAUAGAUAUGGUAGAGACCCGACCCGUUCUUGAACUCCUAAGCAGUAUCCCCCUAGCAAAACAGGUAAAUGUGGACGAGAUAUUCAAGGACAUAAAACGACGUGGGGUUAUUGAAGAAGCAGGCAGCCCAUGGUCACCCUCCGUCGUUCUCGCCCGAAAGAAGACCGGGGACAGCGCUUCUGCGUGGACUACAGGAAUCAGAACGAUGUCGCAAGGAAGGACUCUUUCCUACUACCCCGGACUGCUGACACUCUGGACGCGCUGGCUGGAGCCAAAUGGUUAUCCUGUCUGGACCUGA
This is a messenger RNA of Cryptotermes secundus, 924 nucleotides long. RefSeq names its product ras-related protein Rap1-like. Gene Ontology annotation, cellular component: plasma membrane. The transcript has 5 exons. NCBI's taxonomy places the organism in Eukaryota, Metazoa, Arthropoda, Insecta, Blattodea, Kalotermitidae. Gene Ontology annotation, molecular function: GTP binding; GTPase activity; calcium channel regulator activity. The record is from RefSeq and is a predicted model, not a curated record. Bases 1 to 924 code for a protein of 307 amino acids.